CUGGGUAAGACAGUUAAAAUCUGUAUAUUAUUAAUAAUAAUGUCUUCAAUGUAAGUUGGUUUACACAUAAAGAUGAAUAGAAUAGUUACAGGACAGGUUAAUGUAUACAUUUCCAGCUAAAUGUUAACUGCUGAAGUUAGAGCUUUCUUGUGAUUGGGUCACCUCUCUGCCAAAUUUGGUGAGCUUUCUUUCUUUCUUUGUGUCUAUUGUCAGGCAUUGUGUAUAAAUAACACAAGCACCGCAGGGACCUCAGUACAGACAGACAGACGGAUGGUGGCCAAGAUCUUUUCUGAAAUACAAACCAGCCUUACAGAACAUUUGCAAUUCUUAUUGCUGCUGACGUUUGAACUCGGUAGCCUCAGCAUUCCUUUAGAAACCACUGCAGAUAAUGGAUUCAGACUGUCAGUCUAACAGGUCCUCCUCACCGGAACUGGAGAGAAGCCAAAGCCUCAAUUUCAAAUCUGGGCCAAUGUUCCAAAAACUGUGUGUGGGUCAGCGCAUGCCCACCAGAGGAAAAUUUAAAUCCAGUAGGAAAGAGAAUCAGGAGAACCUGCAUGAACUACGUAUGAAGGUGAACGGUCGUGAACGACAAAGAAUGCAUGACUUGAACCAAGCCAUGGAUGGUCUACGAGAAGUCAUGCCAUACUCUUAUGGACCCUCUGUACGUAAGCUCUCAAAGAUUUCAACGUUGGUGCUGGCACGUAACCACAUUCUUAUGCUAUCCAACUCUGUUGAGGAAAUGAGAAAGUUGCUUAGUGAAGCCUAUGGAGUUCACCGUCUGCCUGGUUGUACAAGCUCUUUGCGUCGGCCACAUAUUGCACUGCAACCCCAAGGUAUGAGCGCACAGCCACUUUCAAAUGUCGGUGGUUUCAUGGGACUAAUGACACCAGAAAUCCAUCACACCCCUAAAGCUGCUCCUCAGCAUUUUUCAGGACCUCUCUGCCCUUGUGUCACAUGCCUGCCCUUCUCACAUCAACUAGCAAGGACUGCUCCUACUUUACCAUUCUCAAGAACCAACAAAUAGGCAUCUUGUUUUAUUUGAGGGAUAUAUUUCAUUAGGAGGAUGCCACAUGAACAUAAAACAUUUUGUGUAAAUAUGUUAAAGACAGUCUAAAUAAUUAUUAUGUGACCCAAUGUUAAUAACAUAGAGACAAAAUAUAUUUUUCAUUCUAUAUAAAUGUCAUUAUUUGCUGUAAACUAGAAGCUUUGUGCUGUGUAUAUGUUUAU
Rana temporaria (common frog) is the source of this 1227-nucleotide messenger RNA. Its product is annotated as oligodendrocyte transcription factor 3-like. The coding region runs from base 389 to 1024 and encodes 211 amino acids. Lineage: Eukaryota; Metazoa; Chordata; Amphibia; Anura; Ranidae. The transcript has a single exon. Gene Ontology annotation, molecular function: protein dimerization activity. The record is from RefSeq and is a predicted model, not a curated record.